GCUUUUUGGAUGCAGUUUUAUUUAAAACAGGAUUUUCAACUAACAGUUUUCUUUGAAGAAAACUGCUUAAUUAAGAAAAUUUUUAUACAUUCCCUUUCCUGUUUUUAAUAAUAAUCUAUCUCCAUCCCUCCAUCAGUGGCGAAUCGUCAACAAAGCGCUUCCUGUCCCAUUCCCAUCCCAUCUGAAGCUUCUCUGAUGCCGGUAAAAUGGCCUGUUUUGCGCAUGCUUCCGACAAAAAACGCUGGAAGAAAAACGUGUCAUGGAAACCCAGAAACAUGCUGCUGCUGGUCGCGCGCCACAUGGAAAAGCGUAGCAAACUAACGUUUGCCGCUGUAUGUGUUUCCGGGGCAGCCGUCGGUGUGUGUGUGUUUGAGUGUGCAGUUGUAUCGGUGUGGGAGUGAGCAUGCAGUCAAUUUUCCGAUUUUCUUCCCUGGAAAAGUCAGCUGGCGCACACCACGGCACGUAAAGCUCUACACCGGGAAAGAAGCGAUACCUUCAAGAUGUGUUAAUAUUCUACGUUCGGAGUGGAAAGGAUUGGUUGAAUCGUCGCUUCUACUCACCAGCAGCAGCAACAUUCGUAGUGUAUAACUGGACGGUACAGGAAAAAAAGCCUUUAAAGCACCCCCAUGUCGGCUGCAUACGGGACACGGAUGGAACCGGACUAUCCGCUUGACGACACGUUGGAGUACUUUAUCAAAUUCCCUUCACCGAACUUCCGGAGCGACACACAAACGGCCGAAAGUGACUAUGUGUUUGUGUGUAACGAAACGAAUGUUCCCAUCGUGUUGCUGCUCGGAUGGGCCGGAUGUCAGGACAAGUACCUGAUGAAGUACUCCAAAAUCUAUGAAGAUCGUGGUCUCAUCACCAUCCGCUACACGGCACCGGUGGAAAAUUUGUUCUGGAAGCGGGCCGGCAUGCAUCAGAUUGGGGAGAAAAUAUUGAAGCUCAUCUACGACAUGAACUUCGACAGCCAUCCACUUAUAUUCCACGUAUUUUCCAAUGGGGGAGCAUUCCUGUACCAGCAUAUCGCACUCGCCCUGAGACGGUCCAAGUCGCCGAUCAACAUUUGUGGGAUGAUCUUUGACUCGGCACCGGGUGAUCGGCGGAUAGUGGGUCUUUACCGUGCCAUUACGGCUAUCUACGGGAAGGAGCGACGCUGCAACACACUGCUGUCGGCGUUGAUGGCAGUGGCGGCCAUUUUGCUGUGGACAUUCGAGGACGCCUUCAAUUAUGUACUUAACUUUAUCAAACCACGAGGGUACGAAGUACAAACCAAUCCGUCGCACAAUCUCAAGUACGAAAGCAAUGCAUGGCCGCAGCUGUUCCUCUACUCGAAGGAGGAUCUUUUGAUACCAUAUACUGACAUUGAAAAGUUUGCCAACUACCGACGACGCUGCGGUGUGGACGUGCGCAUGGUGUGCUUCGAUCGUUCCGAGCACGUAAAACACUACAUCCGCCAUCCGCAGCAAUACAUCUACACCGUGUGCAAGUUCAUUAACGACUGUUUAUCUCACUACUAUGGCAAAUUCCAUAACUAAAACCCCAUCCGGAAUCGAACUUUCGGGCAGAUAUCGAAUGAUCCCCGUGGUGGAGUUUGGAGACUUGUGUUUUGUAAUUUUGUUAAACGUUACCUUUAAUUUUUACUGUCGUAAUGGCACAAAAUUGUUACACGGAAGCACAAAACAAAACGCACAUUUGCAAUUUAAAAAAGCGAGAAACAAACGCCCAAAACUCGAGGAUAUGUUGGCCACGCCACCACUACUACGGGCCGAGUGUAGUGAUUCUAGCAAUUCGUUUAUUUAAAUUACCACCAAAUAUGCAUAGCAAUUAAUAUUUUGUGAUUCACACCUUAGCAACGUAAAAGCAUCUUAAAAAUGCCUUAAUUCCGUGGUGCACGACGGCCGGAGCCUGUGUGUGUGUGCGUACUACGUUAACUUUCUUAGCGGUGGUAGCAGUAUCAGUAGCGCAGUAAAAUGAAACUCCAACACUUAUGUGUAUGUAAACCGUGCUAGCGGAACGGUAGCAGUGAAACGUGAAACCAUUUCCAAAGGAUUCAAUAAAAGUGGUCAUGUAAUUAUCAUUACACUGAAAAU
Messenger RNA from Anopheles stephensi (Asian malaria mosquito), 2093 nucleotides. Its product is annotated as transmembrane protein 53-B. The coding region runs from base 627 to 1538 and encodes 303 amino acids. The record is from RefSeq and is a predicted model, not a curated record. The transcript has 5 exons. NCBI's taxonomy places the organism in Eukaryota, Metazoa, Arthropoda, Insecta, Diptera, Culicidae.